Molecule: messenger RNA, 6940 nt
Organism: Scleropages formosus (Asian bonytongue)
Lineage: Eukaryota; Metazoa; Chordata; Actinopteri; Osteoglossiformes; Osteoglossidae
Gene: phlpp2
Product: PH domain and leucine rich repeat protein phosphatase 2
Exons: 19
Coding region: 109-4413 (1434 amino acids)
Cellular component (GO): cytoplasm
Molecular function (GO): protein binding
Source: RefSeq, a predicted model, not a curated record
CUCGGACCUGAAUGAGUUUCUCCGCGCUCCUGUGUUCUGGAAUUCACCGGGCGCGAGCGGCGAGCACCUUUUUUGCGGCCUUUUCCUUUCCUCUCUCUAUCAAUGUAAAUGGAGGAGGAGGAGGACAGUCUGGCAGCGGCACCGAGCGCGGCUCCGGACCGGACGAAGCAAGGUGGUCCUGGGGACAGCGGCGCCGCCGCUGCUGCUGAUGGCGCUCCGCCGGGCGCGGAGCUCGGGGCGGCGGGGUCCGAGCGACUGGCCACCGCCGGCGUCGAGCACAGCGCGGCGGGCGGCCGCGGAGGAACCGGAAUCCGCCUUUUAAAGCGCAACAUGAAGCGUAACGGCAGCCAGGGCUGCGUGACCCGGAAGAGCCGCUUUGGGUCCCGGGAGCGAGACUGGCUGAAGGGGGACGCCCAGCGGGGCUGCGUGUGCCUGUACGGCCCGGGGGACCCCCAAGGCGCCUCGUCAUCGCAGCCGGACCUGCGGCUCGCCCUCUGCUCCACCAGCACCACCGCGGAGGAGCUCUGUGCUCAGGGCAACGGCCGCAGUCUUUACGUGCAGCUGCACGGUGACCUCCUCAGGAGGCUGGAUCCCACAGAGCGGCCCCUACAGAUGGUGUACGACUACCUGGCAACCAUCGGCUACGCAGACUCUCUGCGGGUGCAGAGGGAGGCUGCAAACUCGGACCUCAGCUGCAUGAUCCGCUUUUACACUGAGAAGCCCCUGAGUGCAGACCAGAUGGAGCGCACCCUGCUAAAGGGUGUGUUCAGCGUGCGCAAGGGCAAGACGCAGCUGCACAAGUGGGCGGAGAGGCAGGUCAUCCUGUGUGGCACCUGCCUCAUCGUGGCCUCCGUCAAGGACAGCCUCACAGGGAAGAUGCACAUUCUGCCCCUGGUGGGGGGAAAGGUGGAGGAGGUGAAGAGGAGGAUGCACUGUCUGAUGUUCAGCUCUUCCGGACCUCAGGCUCAGACCUAUUAUGUCAACUUUGACACCCAGGCUGAAUACUUGCGGUGGCAUCGGCAGGCAUCCAAAGUUGUGUCCCAGACCAUCAGCCUGGUUGACUUGUCCUGCUAUAGCCUGGAGGAGGUUCCCGAGUACCUGUUCUACAGCCAGGAUGUUACACACCUCAACCUGCGACACAACUUCAUGAAGAUGGAGGGACCUGGAGGGCUGCAGCACCUCAACAGAUUUUCACAGCUGAAGAGCUUGAAUCUUUCCCACAACCGCCUGGGCGUCUUUCCAGAGUCCAUAUGCGAGAUCCUUUCCCUGACUGAGCUCAACCUCUCCUGCAACGGCCUCCGAGCAGUUCCCACCCAGAUCGGCAACCUGGAGAGUCUGCAGACGCUGUCCCUGGAUGGAAACCACCUGGACUCUCUGCCCGAGGAGUUGGGUGGCCUAUCACAGCUCUGCAGCCUGGGCCUUUCCUUCAACAACUUUACUACCGUGCCUGCUGUCCUGGAGAAGCUGACUGGCGUUGACCGGUUGGCCAUGGCAGGCAACAGGGUGGAGACGCUGGAACUGGGCAGCCUAGCGCGCAUGGGCCACCUGAAGAGCAUCGACUUGCGACUGAACGGACUGCACAUGUUGCAAAGCGGCAGCCCUGAUGUGCUAAAGCUCAUCACACACAUGGAUGUGAGAGACAACCACCUGACCUCGCUAGACCUGUCUUCUGCCUGCAAUCUGGAGACGCUGAACUGCCAGCACAACCAUCUGGGGGCACUCACCCUGAGUGGGUUCGCCCUACGUGCGCUCUACGCCAGCGGCAACCGCCUUAGCACAGUAAAUAUCUACCCUGUUCCUAAUCAGCUGACCCACCUGGAUUUAUCACGGAACAGCCUGGAGUACCUGCCAGACUGGGUGUGUGACACCCGGAAAAUCGAGGUGCUGGACAUCACGCACAACCUCCUGUCCGAGUUGCCUGGCAGACUCCUCAGUAGUCUGAGCUUGAGGAAGCUCCUUGCGGGCAACAAUCAACUGUGUCGACUGCCGGAUCUUCUGGACCACAUCCCCCUCGAGGCGCUCGACCUCCAGCACAACAAGCUGAGCGAGCUCCCAGAGAACUUCUUCUACAAAGCCUUAAAUCUGAGAUACCUGAACUUGUCGGCCAACUCCUUGGAGACUAUUCCUCCCAGCAGUCCGUCAGAGGAGAGCCUCAGCACCCUACAGGAACUGUACCUCACUAGCAACAACCUGAGUGAGCACUGCGCCGCCCUGCUGGUGGGACACCAGAACCUGCGUGUGCUGCACAUGGCUUACAACCAGCUGCUCUCCUUCCCUGCCAGCAAGCUGAGUAAGCUGGAGCUCCUGGAGGAGCUGAACCUUAGUGGAAACAACCUGAAGACCAUACCAUCCACUGUGUCUAGCUGCAAGAGGCUUCACACCCUCAUUGCUCACUCCAACCACAUCACCGUGUUUCCCGAGAUUCUGGGGCUGCCAGAGAUCAAGCUCGUGGACCUCAGCUGUAAUGAGCUGACUGAGAUCCUGCUUCCAGACUCCCUUCCCCCGACCCUGCAGGAGCUGGACCUGACGGGCAACAGCAGCCUCAUCCUUGAGCACAAGACCCUCAACCUUUUCAGUCACAUUACCACCCUUAAACUGGACCAGAAGCCAGUGGUGAGCGCUGGAGAUUCCCUCAGCUCCUCCAGUCUCUGGAGCCAUGGCUAUGCCGAGAUGAGCGGCCAGAGGAACAAGCUGUGCGUGUCAGUCCUGGCAGUGGACCAUUUCGGGGGCAGCAUGGAGGCAGCCUACGGCAUCUUUGACGGGGACCGCAACGAGGAGGUUCCCCGUCUGCUGCAGUGCACCAUGGGAGAUGUGCUGUCGGAGGAGAUCCAGCACUCCAGUGUGGACACUGUGUACAUGUGCAACACCUUCCUCACAUCCCAUCGGAAGCUGGGCAUGGCUGGGCAGAAACUGGGCGCCUCAGCACUUCUUUGCUACAUCCACCAUGAGGCCGCUGCCACGGACCAGAGCGGCUACUUCAGCCUUACCCUGGCCAACGUGGGCACCUGCCAAGCUGUGCUGUGUCGGGAUGGACAGCCGCUGCCCCUUUCCAAAGUGUUCAGCCUGGAGCAGUGCACAGAGGAGACAGAGCGUGUCAAACAGGGCAAGGCCAUUGUUACAGAGGACAACAAGGUGAGCGGCGUGACCUGCUGUUCGCGUCUGCUGGGCUGCUCAUACCUCUUCGCCUGGGUGCUGCCGAAACCGUGGGUGCGUACAGAGCCUCUCUGUGCCCAGGAUGAGUUUCUGAUAAUGGGCAACCGGGCGCUUUUUGAGAAGGUGUCCUACCAGGAGGCAGUGACUACUGUCUUGGCGGUGCGGGACCCCCGGGCUGCUGCUAAGAAGCUGUGCACGCUGGCUCAGAGUUAUGGCUGUCGGGACAAUGUGGGGGCGGUGGUGGUGGCGCUACAUGUCGCUGAGGACAGCUGUACUUGCGAGCCACCCCUCGCCGCUGGGGAGGGCAAACCCGGCACAGUGGGGACAGUCCUCCCAGUGGCUGUGACCCUUGGGGAGCCAGCCACACCUUCCUCCAGCAGUGGCAUCGCCUCAGAAUUCAGCAGUGAAAUUUCAGCCUCGGAAGUGGGCAGCGAAGCAGGUUCCACAGCCUCUGAUGAACACCCGUCUUCCGGCCCGGCCUCCCGGCCCGACAGGCGCUGUAGCCUGCACCCGGCCGCCACGCUCUGUGGCAUCGGAGGUGGCGGUCCUGCAGUCACCCACCCUGCACUGUUCCAGCGCCAGCCAUCCAGCGCCACCUUCUCCAGCAACCAGUCGGAUAACGGGCUGGACAGUGAUGAUGAGGUGCCCCUGGAGGGUGUCAUUUCUAACGGAAGCAAGCUAGAGGUGGAGGUGGACAUCCACUGCUGUGCGUUCCAGAUCCGCUCGGGGAGUCGGGAGGGCCCUGAUGAUCAGGGGCCCACUCAUGAUCGAGGCUCCAGUUUCUCCAAUGGGGGUUUUGGCGAGAAGCUGCGGCUUCAAAACAACGUGGUAGUUUCGGCCACCAACGGAUGCCUGCUGGCCGUGUGCGGGAGGGAGAUCUCAGACCUCAAGAAGUCCCCCUCGACCUCCAGCCUCUUCGGUAAGAAGCUCUCAAAUGGCUCUGUGGUGGCGCUGGAGGACAGUCACAACCUCAUUGAAGUGGCCCUGGAGGCCCCCAAAAAGAAGUCAGGCUACUUCUCAGCACCUGCCCAGCAGGACCCCGAGGACCAGCUGGUGGUGCCGGCGAGCCUCGAGCAGGACGUGUGGGAGCAGCUCAGGGCUCAAAACGCCAUUGUUCCCGGACCCCCGCCUACAUCCUCCUCGCCCACCUCCUCGGCCAGAGACACUGAAUUGGAGAACCCCCAGCCUUCCCAGUUGCCUCAGCGGGAUCUGGUGCCGCCCUCUGCCCUCCAGCAGGAAGUCUACGAUACCGCGCUGUAGAUGAUACCACAGCACAGAGCUGCACUGCGGCAUUGUGGGUGACCCUGUGCUCGGGGUGGGACGUGAGAUCUGUGGGUUGUUGCAGGAAUGCUUUUGUCUGGUGUUUUUAAAGGGGCUCAUAGUAUGUGGGGUCCAUGUGACGCUUCAUGCCUGGUAAAUUGAACCCUCUGGUGGUUACAGUGCCCCUAAGGCCAUGAAUUCAACAAACCAAGGAGAAGCACUAAGGAGCAAGAAGCCGAUAUGGACGAGGCCAAAACACAUGCCUGAAAGUGGAAUACCUCAUUCGUGUGGCAUUGCAAAAAGUGUCUGCAACAUGUCCCUUUAUGUAUAUGGUUGCGUGGCUUUUGUCUUUUUUUAUUAUUAUUUUUAUUUUUUUUUAAUUGCACAGACCUCCUGUUCAGAAGAACCUGCAGGCAUGUUGGUGUAAGUUUGAAGUCAUGGAACAGAACAGGUUUAAAGUAGAACCGUUUCUAAAGUGCCUACUGUAGACAGUACCAGGUGGGGACAGUCCUAGAGGACUCCUGCAUCCUGGUGCUUCUGUUGGACUGUCAAGGUGUGUGACAGUCUGGUGGCAGCCUGUGUGUCCCACAGCUCCAGGUCUCAUAGCUGUGCUCCACUGUGGAUGAAGGCAGACCUUGGCUUGUUUGCCUGAGCCUAGUAGCCACCAGUUGACUGGUUUUUCAUUUUUGAAGCGUGCAAUAGUUUGCUGAAUAUGUCUGAGAGAAGAAUGCACUUAAAACCUAAUUUCUAAAGUUUCUACAUUUCUGUAAAGAGAAACUGCACUCCUGAUAUGCGACCGCUCUGUGAGGGACGUCUGCUGGAGCAGUUACAGUGCGACCUAACGGUCGGUGCAAACCUGGAGCCUGCAAGGCCUGCAGUGGAAUUGUGGAUUGUUCUCCGGUCACGGCCCGGUUAGCCAUGGUGUGCGGGGACACCUCGCUCGCAUUCUGUCAAACUCGCAGCCCUCGCCACUGAUGUUAAAUUAUGCAUUCCAAAUGACUUGUUUUAUUUGCAGACCUGUUUAAUCCAGCAGUGUGUUGCCACUGCAACUCUGAGGACCAAGCGAGGCAAUGGGGGGUCUAAGAGUAAAAAGUACCGUUAGUCCGUAAACUGUAUUUGAACCUUACUGUGCUGAACAUAACUGACCUGUAUGGUCCUGACAGUUCUCAAUGCACACUGUACUCAGCUUGUACAAUGUUCACCAUACUUGGAAUGCCAGUAGCCAGAGAGUGUUUAUUUCAGCAUCGUGAUGGUGUGUUUGUGAUGAAAAGCAAGGUGGAUGUGCUUCCUGCACUGUUCAUAUCUCCAAGCAGGCCAGGCCGUAGCGGAGUCUCUGAAAGAAGCAUCGAAGGACGAGGCCGCUGACUUGUUUAGAGCUCGACAGACCGGGCUGUGUACUGCGGUACCACUGGCAGUAGCGCGUAUGUGUAGGGCCAUGCCAGUCCCAGUGUGAAAAUUACUGUGUUACUCCUUCUGUGACUUCUUUCACAUGCCGUUCAGCGUUGCUCCUUUGUGCUGGUACAUGAGCAGGUGACCCUUGGGUGACAUCGGUACUGAGAGCAUAACCAAGAACAACAUUUAUGCUGAAAUGAAGCGUUGCGAUCAAGCUGAAAGAGAGCAUUACACUUAGAGAAAAAAUCCACAUCACACAAAUCACAGAUAAUAAAAAGUAUUCAACUGGAUGUGUAUUAUGCAUUCUGACAUUAGAGAGAAGAUAUUAUCUAUGUAAUUGUAGAAAUUGUACGUAUGGUACCGACAAAACAGCUUUAACCGUGCUGUAUGCUUACUGGCUAAGACCUGUUCUCUGUUUUCAUUUGUUUUAAUUUAUUUUUUUUUUCAGCAAGGAAAGGGAGCGUGUGGAGCAACAUUCAUAACAAAGGAGGAGAGGUGCUAUGAGACAUUAUCAAUCAUACUGUUGUUGUUAUGCACUUUAUUAGCCUGUCAGUUAUGCAUAUCUGGUACUUAGUUCACGCAUGCUCGUAAUGAUUGUGAGAGUAAUGAUUGUGGUGAGAUUGAUGGAUGCAGGAGAGGACAUAGAGACAGAUUGAGUUAUGGGUCAUAGCGCCCCCUGGAGGCAGAGUCAUGACCUGCAGCCCAUUGAUUCCCCCUGUCUUGGUGCCUGCAGCGCUUCUUCUCCAGCACAUAACCGCACACGCUUUUGCUAUAUCGCAAAUUGCUCACUAUCAUUCCUUGUACUUUAGUUGACCGGGGUGCCGAGACCUGUUGGAUGUGGUGUUGCGAAGCAACCAUUGCUGAGAGUGUGUCGAGCCAUGUGCGACUCACCUGGGCUGUACAAGGAGCUCCGGACAGGUGUUUGUAGCAGGUGCCCUGUCCUCAUCAUGGCCCUGAUUCAGCCGAAGCCCGCACGAUGGGCGCAUGAGUGUGACAACACUGAAAACCCAGGCAUUUUCACAUUAUGUAUGGUGACAUGGGUGAGAAGCAGGUUGGUAUAUGAUAGGAUGGGGAUUCUGUGAUUAUUUCUUUGUUUGCAAGCUAAAUUGUGUUAGUAAUGUGCGUGCGUGCGUGC